CUCCGCAGGGACAUAGGCAUGCUCGUAAUACCAAGUAAACCGAAAUUAUUAAUAGAGGCACAAACAAUGGCAGCCGACAUGGAACUGUGGACUCGCGACGCGAAUCGUGCCAUGGAGCGUCGACAAGUGCCAUCCAGAAUUCCUCCACCUAAACAACAAGGGCAACGCCCAAAUACACCGAGUGAUCGACCAAACCAUUCGAUACCUUUGAAGUGUACAAAGUGCGGAAGAUUAGGACACACCAGUGACAAGUGCUACGCGCGAAAUUUUCAAGUGGCCAACCAGGGAAAAAUUCCACCACCAAGAGUGAACAACCUCAAUUCUCAAGAGAACAAAGUGACAGAAACAACAUCCGAAUCAACUGCACCACCGGAAAAUUACUACAAAUUUGCUGCAGAGUUCCAGGAAUGUCGAGAAUCGGAAGACUACUCGUGGACACAGGAGCAGGAAUCAACAUCCUCAAGCGAUCAGUAGCUGAAAGAAUAGAGCCGACAGAAAGCAAAACAUUCUUUAUGGAAAACUACUCCUCACACACUGUCUCCGGGAAAAACAACAAAACGAACACAAUAUCUAGACGGAAAACCUGUUCAAAUAUGCUACAUCAACACUGGUAAGCAAGACCAUCAGAUUACAAACGAAAUAGAACCAGAUGAUAAAAUCGAUCAAAUUAACAAAUUUGCAAAAAUUAUUAGAACUAAACAUAUUGAUCCAAGUUUACGAGACCCUUUAGAGAAAAUCCUUAUUAACUAUCUUGACGUUUUUAAUUUAGAAACUGACUUACUUCCUUGUACAUCCCUUACGGAACACGCUAUUACGUUAAAAUCCGAAAAACCUAUUAAUAUAAAAAGUUAUAGACCACCUGAAUGCCAUAAGCAAGAAAUCGAACGACAAAUUAAUGAUAUGCUAGUUAAAAAAAUCAUUGAACCAUCAGACUCUCCUUAUAACGCGCCGGUUU
This is a messenger RNA of Osmia bicornis bicornis, 955 nucleotides long. RefSeq lists its product as uncharacterized. Bases 19 to 474 code for a protein of 151 amino acids. The transcript is spliced from 2 exons. Gene Ontology annotation, molecular function: nucleic acid binding; zinc ion binding. The record is from RefSeq and is a predicted model, not a curated record. NCBI's taxonomy places the organism in Eukaryota, Metazoa, Arthropoda, Insecta, Hymenoptera, Megachilidae.